This is a messenger RNA of Mytilinidion resinicola, 1175 nucleotides long. RefSeq lists its product as uncharacterized. The transcript is spliced from 2 exons. The record is from RefSeq and is a predicted model, not a curated record. Bases 66 to 1175 code for a protein of 369 amino acids. NCBI's taxonomy places the organism in Eukaryota, Fungi, Ascomycota, Dothideomycetes, Mytilinidiales, Mytilinidiaceae.
AGCCGGUAUAAUACCUCUAUCUUCCAAGUUGUCGCGCUCUCAAUCUUCCUGCAAAUUCGUUCAUCAUGAAAUUUUUCACACAGUCUGCUUAUUUCAUUACACUUGGUGCGCUCGCAGUCGUCCUGCUCUGGGGCGUUAGUCUCUGGAAUGGUACCGUCCUCGAAUUAAUUCGCGUGACAUGGUAUGGGAAAUUACACGAUGGCACGCCGUUCAAGACGAGCUACACUGGAAUCGUACUUUUCGACUUCCCAUUGUCGCUUCUCGUUGCAUUCUUCUUGUACGGCACAAACGGAUCAGACCCUGGAUACCAACUUUUUUUGAUCGAUGCGUAUUCCACUCUGCAGUCUGCAUUUGUAUGGCUAUAUGUUGAAGCAAGUCGCGGAGGAAAAAAACCAACCGCAGUAGAGUAUCCAAUAUUCUGGGGAGCCGCCUGGCAAGCAUUCGGAGCGGCAAUCUCUCUCCCGUUUUACUACUUCAAUCACCUAAAAUGGGUGCAUGCGCAACCUCGGGGACUGAGCACGGUCGAUCUGCCAUCCGCACGAGCAAUUCCAAUCAGCUUUCUACUUGGCGCUUUUCUUCCUAUGGCCAUCGGCAUGCUGCCUACCUGGGUCGAUCGCUCUCAUUGUCUGCAUCAGAAUAUCCUGGCAGCGUGGCAGCUAGAUCCGGUAUGGGUCUCCACAAUUCAGGUUGCAGGCGUAUCCCUUUUCAAAAUUACAGCUGCAAGCUCUCGGAAUGUCGAAGAUGAUACGUUGCGCCAUGUCCGGAUAUCGUAUGUGCUGGCCGGGCUGUCAUCUACGGCUGGCCAUCUGUACGCUAUCGGGAGAAUGUUCUCAGAUACAAAUCCCUUGCUGAGUUUCUCAAGGGUGUAUGUUCCUCGGCUGUUCGCUGGUCCCGAGGGGUCCACCGAAAAGCUUAUGAAUGGUCCAUGGCUGUUCUUGCAAUACGAUCUCAUCAUCAUCGCCUUGUCGAGUUUGUCCUGGGCUUACGUCCUCAUAUUUAGCUUGAUGGAAGAGGGCUUUGGACGCAAGGCGCUUCCAUUGGUAUUCUUGCUCGGCGGACUACUUUUGGGACCUGGAGGGACAGUUUCUGCGGCCCUCUUUUGGAGGGAGGGAGAGCUGCAUCGAAGGAGAGCCCUGGAGAAGCCGGGCAAGAUCGGCGGGCGCAAAGCUACAUAG